AUUGACCUUUUAGUGCGCGUUAUUUAGAAAAAGGGACGUCACCGCUUCGCGUUUGUGGGAUUGUGUGGUGGAGGAGCGUCGUUUCUCCACUGCACGCAUCUACGGAAGGUACAACCAGUACAAGAUGUUGUCUCGGGGACGAUAAACAGCCUACAGAUCGGUUGUAUGUGAGCAUUGUAAACACUGCAACAGCACUAUUAUUUGGGAUUAUUUUCUUCUCCUGUGCCCGCAAAGAGUCGUACAUCACUUACUGAUGGUGCAGUCAUGACAGAGGAGAGAAAGGAGGAGGAAGACGAAGAAGAUAUAUUUAUUCUGAGUACGGAUCGCGGCCACCAGGGAGAAGAACAAGAUGACGAGAGGGAGGGAGAGGAUAGGGAAAUUGUGGGGAAGAGGGUGUUAGGAGAGGGAGAGGGAAUGAAAAUCAGCCGAGGACAUUUGACUAGAGUUGAAGCCGAAGAAGAAGAGGAUUACUUUGAGGACAAGGUAGAGGAGGAGGAAGAGGAGGAAGGGAAAAGAAAAUUACUGAAACCAACGAGUUGGAGAUGGCAAGAAGAGGGAAAAGGAGAUGAAGAAAGCGACGAACUGCCCUCACCUUCAGGUCUCCCCGGGACCACGCCCCCUGCCGGCAGUCGCUACAUGAAACACGCCCGCAGAGGUCACAAGUACAAGAGAGGGAAGAAGAUGUCUCUUGGUCACGUUCCGAAACUGCGGCACCGAGACGUCAUCACUAGACGACCAAAGUCAAUGGUAGCCCUGCAGUCAGGGAAGACGGAGAAGGAGGAGGGGAGGGGGAGAAGGAACACUGCCCCUGCAAUUGAGAUGAAACGUGAGAGUCGCCAGAGGUCAGGGGGGAGACGACGCAGCAGUGCCGCUACUAGAGGAGGAGAGGGUUCCCAUGGACACUCUGUUGCCGGGGACGACCGCUCACUCCAGAGACGGAAGAAGAAGAGGGAGCAGCAGAGGAUCUCACACGAUCGCGAUGAGAAAACGACCCAGAACCCUUCCAGUCCUCUCACCCCCCAGCAUGCCCCCCUGCCCCUCUCCCCGCACCCCCCUCGACGC
Messenger RNA from Geodia barretti, 1062 nucleotides. Lineage: Eukaryota; Metazoa; Porifera; Demospongiae; Tetractinellida; Geodiidae. The record is from the annotation of a GenBank genome assembly.